UCCAGUAAAAAUAAAAAUUAAAAAACCCGUUCCUCCAUCUUCUACUUCCAUUUUGUCUUUGUCCACUUCCCUUCAUUUCACACCCAAUCAAUCAAUUACCCUUUUCUUUAAUAUUCAACCUUCCAAUGCGUGCUAAUCCCAAUUAAUAUACUUUAUUAAUUCAACCCGCAUUUCCAGUCGCCUAACUCACUUCCCUUUCACCUAAAAACCCGUUUCGUUUCUUGUUCCCUUUUAAAUGCCCUCUCACUUCGAUAAUCUCUCCGCUUGAGAGAGAGAUGAGUCAGCUCGGUUUGUUAUUGCAGGAGACCCGGGCUGAGUCAAGAACGAUUCUCGGUUUGUUAAACGAACAAAUGGACGGUGUUGAUGGAGUUCCUCGGAGGAGACGUAGCUUCAAGGAACGGUUUGGAUUCAUCGGGAUAGGUUGCUGUGGAGCCACGCGUGGAUUCCGUUCUUCUUCUUCUUCCUCUUCAUCUCAAUUACCUCAGCAACAAAUUUCUGAUACGGAUCCGGUUCAGGAUCCGAGCGUCUGCGUUGGCCCGAAUCCAACUGCUUCCAGUUCGGGUAAUAUGAAUCUUGCGGCGGCGCUAGCGGCGGAGCGACAACUCCGAAGACAGCCGGUGGAAACUGUCGCCGGAGGGGGUAGGAAUUCGGGGACACCGUGGAGAGUGUCGUUGAUGAGGCUGUUAGAGGAGACGGAAAAUGGUGACACGGUGGAGGCAGAGACUGUGAGAGAGGUGAAAGUAGGUGGUGUGGCGGGGAAUGAUUCGGUGUGUUGCGUGUGCAUGGGAAGGAAUAAAGGCGCGGCGUUUAUUCCAUGUGGACACACUUUUUGCAGAGUCUGCUCUAGGGAGCUGUGGCUGAACAGAGGCUCCUGCCCACUUUGUAACCGUUCGAUUAACGAGAUUCUUGAUAUUUUCUAGAAAGUUCUUCAAUGAGGUGAUGAGGAUCUUUGUCUUUUCAACGAUCUCAGUCUUUUUCACGUGUAAUAUGAAUUUCGUUUGCAAGAAAUUUUUUACGGAUUGUA
This is a messenger RNA of Vicia villosa (hairy vetch), 1024 nucleotides long. RefSeq lists its product as uncharacterized. The record is from RefSeq and is a predicted model, not a curated record. The coding region runs from base 276 to 920 and encodes 214 amino acids. The transcript has a single exon. Lineage: Eukaryota; Viridiplantae; Streptophyta; Magnoliopsida; Fabales; Fabaceae.